Messenger RNA from Amphibalanus amphitrite, 2361 nucleotides. It is a transcript of the gene Rab7, whose product is annotated as ras-related protein Rab-7a-like. The record is from RefSeq and is a predicted model, not a curated record. Gene Ontology annotation, molecular function: GTP binding; GTPase activity. The transcript has 4 exons. NCBI's taxonomy places the organism in Eukaryota, Metazoa, Arthropoda, Thecostraca, Balanomorpha, Balanidae. The coding region runs from base 364 to 984 and encodes 206 amino acids. Gene Ontology annotation, biological process: endosome to lysosome transport; phagosome-lysosome fusion. Gene Ontology annotation, cellular component: phagocytic vesicle; lysosome; late endosome.
GGAGCACACAAUAAUUUGUUUGCGUCGUGUUUGUCCUUUACCAUUCAUAAAUGUAAAAAUUAAGUUCAGGAGCUAAAUAAAAUAUUUUAGCUGUUGAAAAUACGAUUAGAACUCCAUUCCUUCAGAUCAAAAUUAUCUGAAUAUUUUUAGUUUCUAUAGAAAAUCUAUAAAAUAAAGGUAAAAAACAAUAAAACAGAAGUAUGACAUGAAUCAGCUGAUCCAACGCAGUUACGACAAACAAGGCUGACGCCAUAUUGCCCGUUGUUACAUGAUUACGUGGUGUUUUCGGAAAGUUUUGUUUCAAUUUAGAGGCUUUUGAAGAGCCAAACCCCUUUGGGUUGUUAAUAUAAUACACAAUUCACAAUGGCAUCACCACGAAAGAAGGUGUUGCUGAAAGUCAUCAUUUUGGGUGAUUCAGGUGUUGGAAAGACCUCAUUGAUGAACCAGUAUGUCAAUAGGAAGUUCUCCAAUCAGUACAAAGCUACCAUCGGUGCAGAUUUUCUUACAAAAGAAGUGAUGGUUGAUGACCGACUUGUAACAAUGCAGAUCUGGGACACGGCCGGCCAGGAGCGCUUCCAGUCGCUGGGCGUGGCGUUCUACCGGGGCGCCGACUGCUGCGUGCUCGUCUACGACGUGACCAGUCCCAACACGUUCCGGUCGCUGGACUCGUGGCGGGACGAGUUUCUGAUCCAGGCCAGUCCGCGCGACCCGGACCACUUCCCGUUCGUGGUGCUCGGCAACAAGGUGGACCUCGACAACCGCGCCGUGCCCACCAAGCGGGCGCAGCAGUGGUGUCACAGUAAGAACGAGAUUCCCUACUUCGAGACGAGCGCCAAGGAGGCCAUCAACGUGGAGCAGGCGUUCCAGACGAUCGCCAAGAACGCGCUGGCUCAGGAGUCGGAGGUGGAGCUGUACAACGAGUUCCCCGACCAGAUCCGGCUGACGGGUGACAGCCGGAACAAGCAGGAGGCGUGCGGCUGCUGAGGCCGGCGCACGGCGCGCCCCGGCCACCGCGACUGACCGACGGACGGACCCAGACGGCGCCCCAGCAGACUCGGACCGACCGCCGACAUUACGCCGACGGCAGGGCAGAUGCCGCUCCAUGUGGCUCGUUAUUUGAGUUUACGGGUCGCGUUUACCGGACCGGUGCUAGUAUUGAGACAUCUUAGAAUAUUUACUAGCCGCUGCUGUUCAAUGCUUAAAUUCGAGACCACUAGCUGAUUUCUUUCAGUUUCUCCUUGGUCCGGCUUAAUCACCGACGAACUUCGCACACCUGCUCAUACUCUGACUCUGACUGACCUGACCUGACUUGACGCGACCUGCCCCAACUGCCCCCGACUGGACGGACUGGAGCGGACUUUAGAAGGACUGGGCAUGCGGCGCGGCGCGGCGUCUCGCCUGUUUAUCCGGGGAAAGCGGACUCGUGUGCCCUCACUCAGCCCAGCUUUAUGUCAAGUGACGCGCGACGCGACGCGAAGCCCCCACAUCUACCGUGGCGCGCCUGCUGAACUGUGUAUCGGAGAGCGUGGCCGUGGAUCGUAUUAAAUCAUGAAUAUGAGAGUUAGCCGGGGUGCGGCCUGAAGUAAAUCUGGGGGCGGUAGCUCGGCUGGGGCGUCUGAUACCCCCGGCGCAGCGGCAGCGCCCCCUGGGAUAUACCUAUACAUACAUAGAUAGUCGUCUAGUUUACAGUGAACUCGCUCAUUUAGGUAAGGGUGCAUGAUUCUGUUGCGGCUUUUCUGUUACGUCACAUGUUCCUCUCAAAGGCUCCGCUAACCACGGUGCGUUACGUGUGGCGAGUGCACGAGCGAAUGACUAGUCGGUAAGUGAGGCGCGUUCCGCGCGCGCCCGCCGCCGCGAGCGAACCGAGCCGGCGGCGGCUGUCGGCGCCGCGCCAUGAUAUGUAAACACGUGUCGUGUAGGUGCCUGUGAUACACGCGUUUCGGACUUUCACUCUCACUUUCUCGUCCUUUUCCACCGCGGACUGCCGGUCCUCCCGUCGAGCGGGCGACUUUCCUCCUUUUCCCCUCUCUUCCCUUUCCCUCAUCUCCUUUCCUUCCUCUCUCUCCUCCAUUUUCUUCUCCACUUCUCGCUCUGCUGUCCUCUGUCUCUCCCUCUCCUCUCUCUCUCUCUCUCUCUCUCUCUCUCUCUCCUCUUUCCGGCGCCCACGGUGUAAGGCGGCAAUCGCGCCCUUGCGAAUGACAUAGCUAUGCCGUUACGAGUAUUUUUCUCAUUUGGCUUAAAUAUUCAUGCAUCCAUAUUACACGAAAUACAGCCGGUUUGUUGAGCUGCUUUGCAGUUAUUUAGAGUCUGAUGUAGCUUUGUAAAGGUUCUGUAUAAUAAAACGGUAUAAUGUAUCGGGUG